Messenger RNA from Neomonachus schauinslandi (Hawaiian monk seal), 1707 nucleotides. RefSeq names its product Ras association domain family member 7 (gene RASSF7). NCBI's taxonomy places the organism in Eukaryota, Metazoa, Chordata, Mammalia, Carnivora, Phocidae. The transcript has 5 exons. Gene Ontology annotation, biological process: signal transduction. The record is from RefSeq and is a predicted model, not a curated record. Bases 79 to 1221 code for a protein of 380 amino acids.
GGUUGCGGCGGCGCCCGGCGCCGGGAAGCAGCCGGUUCGAGUCUGCGUCCCGGAGGCCAGCGAGCGCCCAGGACAGGGAUGCUCUCCGGGCUAGCAGCGAUGGAGCUGAAGGUGUGGGUGGAUGGCAUACAGCGCGUGGUCUGUGGGGUCUCGGAGCAAACCACCUGUCAGGAAGUGGUCAUAGCACUAGCCCAAGCAAUAGGCCAGACGGGCCGCUUUGUGCUCGUGCAGCGUCUCAGGGAAAAGGAACGGCAGCUGCUGCCCCAGGAGUGUCCAGUGGGUGCCCAGGCUACCUGUGGACAGUUUGCCAGUGAUGUCCAGUUUGUCCUGAGGCGGACAGGGCCCAGCCUUGCUGGGAGGCCUUCCUCAGACAGUUGCCCACCUCCUGAGCGCUGCCCAGUCCGAGCCAGCCUCCCCCCAAAGCCACGGCCAGCCCUGGGCCACGAGCAGCGCCAAGCACUGACCUUCAGCCUGGGGUGCCCUGGGCUGGCCCCCAGCCCUGCGCUGCCUGAGCCUGUGGCCCCGGUAGCACCAAUCCCAGGCUCCUGUGCAGACCUGCAGAGCCUGGAGCGAAGGGUGCGGAGGAACGCAGUGGAGCUGGGUCAAGAGGCCUUCUGGGAGCAGGAGCUGCGGCGGGAGCAGGCACGGGAGCGUGAGGGGCAGGCGCGCCUGCAGGCCCUGAGCGCAGCCACUGCCGAGCAUGCUGCCCGGCUGCAGGCCCUGGAUGCCCAGGCCCGUGCCCUGGAGGCUGAACUACAUCUGGCCUCUGAGGCCCCUGGGCCCCCCUCACCCACAGCAUCUGCAACUGAACGCCUGCGCCAGGACCUGGCUGCCCAGGAACGGCAGAGCGCACAGGUACAAGGCAGCCUGGCCCUGGUGAGCAGGGCCCUGGAGGCCGCCGAGCACGCCCUGCAGGCCCAAGCCCAGGAACUUGAGGAGCUGAACCGGGAGCUCCGUCAGUGUAACCUGCAGCAGUUCAUCCAGCAGACGGGGGCUGCACUGCCACCACCCCCCCGGCCAGACAGGGGCCCCCUCAGCACACAGGAUCUUCUGCCUCCAGCCAGAGAAGAGCCCCUCACAAGGACCCCUCAGAAUCCUGCUCUAGUGUCUGGCCUGAGUCCAGAGAGUAUGUCGUGUCUUCCCCACUUUCGGUGGGACAGGGUCUUCCUGGGGCCUCCUCAGUGCCCUCAGCCUGUGCCCUCCCCACAGUUGCCCCAAUGAGGCAGAACUCCUGGAGGUAGCAGCUCUUGCCCCAGAAUGGACAUCCACUGCCAGCCCAGUCCUGGGCUCCAAUGACAUGAGCGAGGGCAGCCAAGGCCAGCCCGACCCGGACAACAGGAGAUUGGCGGUCGCAGAGGAUUCAUUCCCCCAUACAGUGGGAAGCCCUGGUGCCCUGGGUCUGAGACAGAACACCUCAGAGCCCCGGGGUUUCCACUGUGGGGGGCAGGGGGAGGCUGAGGACACUUGCCCUAGUCCUUGCCAAGUCUGCCAAACCCCCUGGAGAAGCAGGGGGCGGGACCAGCUCAGAAUUCGCUGCGCCCCGAAGGCCAUGGCUCCUUAUUGGGGUUGGGAGAUGUGUGGACACUGCUCGGCCUGUGGGUGUGUGCUUGCAUGUGGGAAGUAUCCUUCCUUGAGCCUGCAUGCACACACGGCGUGCCGCCUCCCCUACCCCAACCCUAAAACCUCAAUAAACUGCCCAGAAUGGCU